This is a messenger RNA of Dipodomys ordii (Ord's kangaroo rat), 2024 nucleotides long. RefSeq names its product TRAF family member-associated NFKB activator (gene Tank). Lineage: Eukaryota; Metazoa; Chordata; Mammalia; Rodentia; Heteromyidae. The coding region runs from base 184 to 1464 and encodes 426 amino acids. Gene Ontology annotation, biological process: canonical NF-kappaB signal transduction. The record is from RefSeq and is a predicted model, not a curated record. The transcript has 8 exons.
UUCAACACAAGGGAAAACUCAGGACAGUCUAAGCAGCAUUGAUAGGACCUGAGCAAGCAGCUACCAGAAUGUGUACUGUCUACGUCUUUAAAGAGAAAUAGUCUGUGAAGGAAGACUUGUAAUCUGGAGAAGAGACCUGCCAUUUGCUCUGUCCUUUAUAGUGAUGGUACAGGAAAAAGAGGAAUGGAUAAAAACAUUGGUGAGCAACUCAAUAAAGCGUAUGAGGCCUUCCGACAGGCAUGCAUGGAUAGAGAUUCUGCAGUAAAAGAACUACAGCAAAAGCAGACUGAGAACUAUGAGCAGAGAAUACGUGAGCAACAGGAACAGCUGUUACUUCAACAAAUGAUUAUUGACAAGCUAAAAUCACAGUUACUUCUUGUGAAUUCAAGACGAGAUAACAAUUACAGCCACGUUCCCUUGUUUGAAGACAGUGAAACAAAGAAUAAUAAUUUGACUCCUGACCAUCCACAUGAUAAAAUGAAACCUGGAAUGCCAAAAGACAAAGAACCAAAGGUAAGAGGACAAGAACUUCCUUCUUCUAAAAAAGAGACUUCAUUAAAGAGUCUUGGCUCUCCAUUAUUCCAUGAAAGGGACAAUAUAGAGAAGUCUUUCUGGGAUCUGAAAGAAGAAUUUCAGAGAAUAUGCAUGCUAGCAAAAGCACAAAAAGAUCACUUAAGCAAACUUGAUAUACCAGACACUGCAACUGAAACACAGUGCUCUGUGCCUAUACAGUGUACAGAUAGACCAGAUAAACAAGAAGUGCUGUUCAAGCCUCAGGCUAAAGAUGAUAUAAAUAGGGGCGCAGUGUGUAUCACAUCUGUCACAGCAAGAGGACCUGGCCGAGAUGAGGAAGAUAUUUCUUUUGAAUCACUUUCGAAAUUCAAUGUCAAGUUUCCACCUAUGGACAGUGACUCUACUUUCUUACAUAGCACUCCAGGGAGACCCAGCAUCCUUGGUCCUGCCAUAUCUGAGACUCUAUGCCAGGACAAAUUUAAUGUGGAGCUCAGAGACAACCCAGGAAACUUUGUUAAAAGAGAAGAAACUUCAUUUGAAAUUCAGGGACUCGCUCCCAUAGCUACAGCUAUACAAAACCUUAAGACAACUGACAAAACAAAACGCUCAAAUCUUGCAAAUACUGAUAUCCGGACAAUUGUGGAUGGAGCUUUGUGUUUGCCAUCUGGAGACCAUAAUGCAUUGUAUGUAAAUACAUUCCCACUUCAGGACCCAAUUGAUGCACCUUUUCCCUCACUGGAUUCCCCAGGAAAAGCUAUCCGAGGACCACAGCAGCCCCUUUGGAAGCCCUUUUCUAACCAAGACAGUGACUUAGAGGUACUAAGUGACUCAUUCUCAGAAUUCCAUAUACCUCGAGUAUGUGAAUUCUGUCAAGCAGUUUUCCCACCAUCCAUUACAUCCAGAGGGGAUUUCCUCCGGCAUCUUAAUUCACACUUUAAUGGGAAGAGUUAAGUCACAUUGAUAACAGAUAUAGCAAGUUCUAUGUGAUGAUUUUAAGUUUGCAAUACUAUUAAAAAAAAACUUGACUGUAAAACUAAAUUUAAAAUGAUUUAUGGAAAGAUCUAGUGCCAGUGCUAUUGUAAUUUUUUUCUAAACUUAUUUUGUAAUUUACUGUUAAAGAUCAUUUUGUACAAAACUAUUAUUCUUUUUUUCAUGUUUACAGUAUUACCAUAUUUCAAAAUUAUGUUUGUAUUUUAAAGAAUUAUAUAAUUGUAAUUUAUGGUUGUUUCAACUACCUAAACCUAUUGCUUGGAUUUCUCAUGAGAUCUAUUGAAUUUGAUGUUAUCAAAUGUUCAUAAGAUUUCAUUUAAAGGUCUUCAUUUUAAAAUGUAGAUUAUUUAUGCUACAGGUAAUGUUCUUUUAAAAUAAAUCUGUAAUUUAUAGGAAAUAGCAGCAACAUAAACAUCCAUUGAAGAUGUGUUGCCGAGUGAUAUUUAACACUUUUUUAAUCUAGGUAUGUUUUAAUAAUGUGCAUGCUACACAAUGAAAUGAAUUAAACAUUAAAAGACUUA